Aethina tumida (small hive beetle) is the source of this 864-nucleotide messenger RNA. RefSeq lists its product as uncharacterized. The transcript has 2 exons. The record is from RefSeq and is a predicted model, not a curated record. The coding region runs from base 65 to 769 and encodes 234 amino acids. Lineage: Eukaryota; Metazoa; Arthropoda; Insecta; Coleoptera; Nitidulidae.
UAUUAGUUUAGCUUACGUCAGUCAUUUUCUUAGUCACUGGUUCGGCCCCUAUUUAAUUGGUACUAUGGACUAUUUAAGCUACGUCAUCUCAAUUGUGAAGCGUUUCAAUUUGCCGGCCAUUACGGCAUCCACAUCGUUAUUCAUAGAUCCAUACGGAAUCGAAAUUUUCCUAACCGCCAUACCGUGUCUGAUUAACAUGUUCAUGUUGGGGGAAAUGUUGAGAUUAUGGAUGGUAAUCAGAGAUAUGAACGGUAAACAGCGAUUACUAAUCCAACAGCGACGUCGCCAUGAUCCACACGAGUCGGCGCAAGAAGAACGGCCUCCGAGAGAAAGCUCCUCCGGCAUCGAGUUAGUAAGAGUCAGGUCCAUGCAGCGGGGAAGUCUUAGCAGAUUCAACGAUUUAUGGCGCGACACGAAAGAAAGAGUCGAUCAAUUGCUGAACAUGUCGGCCAGUCAGUACUUGCUCCAAGGAAUGGAAUGCCACGAUCCAAACGACUUCGCCCACAAAUACAACUGGGGCGAACUGAUAGCGUACGUGGACGCGCUACGAAGACGCACUCGGGAACGUAACAGUCGCAGUAAUACUGCGGAAGCGGAGGCGGCCAGGAGAAGAAUGAGGGAGUAUUUGAACACCAGACACUUGCAGGACGAGGAUUAUAACAGGGUGUGGGCUUAUUACACUCGUCAGGUGGACCUGCCCGAGUUACCAAGCGACAUACUACCGUCAAACAGCCAGGUUGAUGAUGAGAUGCCUCAAAUGCAGAACUGAUCGGGAGGAUCCGAACCAGAUUCCAUUUUUAAUUAGAAAUUUUCAGUGUUUGAACAUAUCUUCAACAUAGUACCAAAUAAAAUCAGUAAAAUCAA